Molecule: messenger RNA, 3630 nt
Organism: Sorex fumeus (smoky shrew)
Lineage: Eukaryota; Metazoa; Chordata; Mammalia; Eulipotyphla; Soricidae
Gene: RRN3
Product: RRN3 homolog, RNA polymerase I transcription factor
Exons: 18
Coding region: 57-2003 (648 amino acids)
Biological process (GO): transcription initiation at RNA polymerase I promoter
Cellular component (GO): nucleus
Molecular function (GO): RNA polymerase I general transcription initiation factor activity; RNA polymerase I core binding
Source: RefSeq, a predicted model, not a curated record
ACGAGCAGAAGCGCGACUUCCGCCGCCGGGCGCCGUCGUCGCGCGUGUCGGGCCCCAUGGACGCCCCGUCGCCUCCCGCGCGGCUUCCCGGCGAUGGGGACGCGGCGGCCCCCGCCGCCCAGACGAGGGCGGCGUCGAAAGCGGGGGUUUCAGAUGGGCUGGCAUUAGAGAAAGAUUUUAUCAGUCCCCCACCAAGGAAAACUGUUCGGUUUGGUGGAACUGUGAUGGAAAUCAUGCUGAAAUACAGAAAGGGUGAGACAAAUGACUUUGAGUUGCUGAAGAACCAGCUGUUAGAUCCAGACAUAAAGGAUGACCAGGUCGUUAACUGGCUGCAGGAAUUCCGCUCAUCCAUCACCUACCUAACCAAAGAGUUUGAGCAGCUUGUCAACAUCCUCUUGCGCCUGAAGUGGCUGAACCGAAGUCCUGCCGUGGUGGAGGAGUAUCUGGGUUUCCUUGGUAACCUUGUGUCAGCGCAGACAGUUUUCCUUCGACCAUGUCUGAGUAUGAUCGCUUCUCAUUUGGUGCCUCCCCGAGUUGUCAUGAAGGAAGGCGAUGUCGACGUUUCCGAUUCGGACGACGAAGAUGAGAACCUUCCUGCAAACUUUGACACAUGUCACAGAGCCUUGCAAAUAAUAGCAAGAUAUGUCCCAUCGGCACCAUGGUUUCUUAUGCCAAUACUGGUAGAAAAAUUUCCGUUUGUUCGAAAAUCAGAGAGAACUUUGGAAUGUUAUGUUCAUAAUUUAUUAAGGAUUAGUGUAUAUUUUCCAACCUUGAGGCAUGACAUUCUGGAGCUUGUUAUUGAAAAGCUGCUCAAGUUGGAUGUGAAUGCACCCCGGCAGGAUAUUGAAGAAGCUGAAGAAAUGGCAGCCCAGGCUGGUGGCAGGGCUGAUGUUCCUGAAGGCCUGUUCAGUAUGGAUGAAGACGAAGAGACUGCACGUGAAACACAGCAUUCUGAGUUUCUUGAUGAGAUGGUCCAUCCUGUAGCUGAACGCCUGGACAUCCUCUUGUCUUUGCUCCUCUUCUACAUGAGGGAUGUCUGCUACGUAGACGGUAAGAUCGAUAUCACCAAAACAAAGGACUUAUACCGAGAUCUCAUGACAAUCUUUGACAAGCUCCUGUUGCCCACCCACGCCUCUGGCCACGUGCAGUUUUUCAUCUUUUACCUGUGUAGUUUUAAGCUGGGAUUUGCAGAAGCAUUUUUGGAACAUCUUUGGAAAAAGUUGCAGGAUCCAAACAACCCUGCCAUCAUCAGGCAAGCCGCUGGAAAUUACAUUGGAAGCUUUUUGGCAAGAGCUAAAUUUAUUCCUCUUAUCACUGUGAAGUCAUGCCUGGAUCUUCUGGUUAACUGGCUGCAUACGUACCUAGAUAACCAGGAUUCUGGAACAAAGGCAUUUUGCGAUGUUGCUCUCCACGGACCGUUUUAUUCAGCCUGCCAGGCUGUCUUCUACACGGUGGUUUUCAGACACAAGCAGCUGCUCAGCGGAAACCUGCGGGAAGGUUUGAGAUACCUUCAGAGUCUGAAUUUCGAACGUAUUGUGAUGAGUCAGCUCAAUCCUCUCAAGAUCUGCCUGCCCUCCGUGGUUAACUUUUUUGCUGCUAUCACAAAUAAGUACCAGCUCGUCUUCUGCUACACUAUCAUCGAGAGGAACAAUCGCCAGAUGCUGCCGGUGAUCAGAAAUACAGCAGGAGGGGACUCGGUGCAAACCUGCACGAACCCCCUGGAUACCUUCUUCCCCUUCGACCCCUGUGUUCUGAAGAGGUCCAAGAAAUUCAUUGAUCCUCUUUAUCAGGAAUGGGAAGGCAUGCGUGCCAACGAGCUUCAGGAAUUCAGGAGGCCCGUGACAAAGGAGCUCACAGAAGAUGAAGAAGAUGAUUUUCUGAAAGGUGAAGUUGGCAUCACGCCCAACUCCUUUGACACUCAUUUCCGGAGUCCUCCCAGUAGUGCAGGCUCCCCACCCAUGUGGUACCUGCCUGACCCGUCCCCUCGGAUCGCGGGGGUUUGACCGAGCGUCUGCAGCCCCCCUGCCCUGUAUUCAUCAGCCCUGGGUUCCCAACUACUCAAGCAUCGCAGCACACUCACAGAGUCUGCGUGGGCAUCUCCUGUGCCACCCAGCCCGAUUUUGUCCUACACUCUGUUUCCCACCAGGCAGAAUGGAAGGACUCCUAAGUGCAGUACUUUUCGGGGGGCUGAGGAUAAACAUGGAGAGGCUUGGCUGAUUUGGCUUUAAGCUAUACUUUUUUUUUUCUUUUUUGCAUGCUGUGGCUUAUUGACAUAAUUCUUGUGAAAUUUCUAACACUGACUAUGUUGUAGCCUCCUUUGAAACAGAACCAUACAGAGAUCUUUUCUCACAUCCGUACGAGCCACAGUCCAUCUGACUUAUUUUUUGUGACAAACCCUUUGGCACCCUGUUCCGAGACUUUGGAAUGUGUGUGUUGGGGAGCCCAUCAUGUACCAACUGCGGUAACUCCGUUUGUGUGUUGGGAUUUUCGUGGCCCCCCUAGAAUUAGGCGUGUGGGGGGAUGGCCAGGGCUGGUCCAGGACACUGGAGCUCGGAGCUGGCCCUGUGCAGGAGCUCCCGGGGGACUGCAGGCAGGAAGAGCCCGGAGGUAAGGGACAGAGGACCCUGGGGACAGCCAGCUGUGUCCUGUGCGAGGGUGUGAAAAGGUGGACACAGGGGUUCCAGUGACUCUGGUUCGCGAUGAGUGGAUGUGAGGUGGACGAGAGGCUGGGUGGGACGCAGCCCACAAUUCUCUACUCGCUGGCUCCCAAGAAACUGAGAACUGAGGCCAUGUCUCUGUGGAGGAAUGUCGCCGAGGCUUGCUCCGAACCCCUUCAGCUGGACUGCUGGAAAUUUUUUUAUGGUUUUUAAAUUUUGGUCCAAACAAAUAGGAAGGGAGAAGGUGGGUGCAGGGGAGUUUUUGGUUAUUCCCCGUAGUUCAGGGUUAGCGUGACUCUCUCCAUCAGCUGCUGUUCCUAUAGCAGAUCUGGUCCAGUUUUCUUUGCAAAGCUCUCGUGUUUUCAUAAACACCAAAAGAGGAGUCUAAAAUCUUCACAGUCGAACACAUUCAUGCAAUUGUUGUUUUUAAAGACUCUGUAUUCUAGUUUCAUGCUUUGUGUCCUCUUUGGUUACGUCUUGAAAAAAGCAAUGUCUUUAACCAUAUUUAUUUAUUUUUUCCUGUUACUCUAUUUAAAGUUAAGCAGUAUUUUCUUGGUCAUAAAUAUUUUGUAAGGAAAUACUUUGCCCUGGGUCUUUGUAUAUGUGCUUGUGUAACUUGAUGGCAACACAGAGUUUGAAUUUGUCUGUAAAAUCUGUUUUGGGAAAAUCGAAAAUUUUUGUUGCUUUACAAAAUUUUGGAUGAUGGUGACUUGGUGGAAAGUAAUUUGAGAAUUCGAAUAUUCUGUGUUUUUUUUUUUAAUUUUAGGGGGAAAGGUGGGGUCUCUUGUUCAAGUGAAAAACUAGCAGAUGUAUCUUUGUGUCAAAUGUAUCAAUGUGAAAGAAUAUGUUUACAAAGAUGCUUGUUUCAGUGGAGUUUGAAGGGGAGAAGUCCUUUGUGAAAAUGAAACAAUAACAUGGCUAAUUUCAUACUUUGUUCUUAUGCCAGUACAGUGAGGUGUUACAAUAAAGCGAU